Messenger RNA from Rubroshorea leprosula, 1461 nucleotides. NCBI's taxonomy places the organism in Eukaryota, Viridiplantae, Streptophyta, Magnoliopsida, Malvales, Dipterocarpaceae. The record is from the annotation of a GenBank genome assembly.
UGUAUUUAAUUUUAAAUUCAUGUAACAUACAUGCAUGGUAAUGGACUUACAAUUAUUGUUUUAAGUCAGCAUGUAUAUAACAAAGGUUUAUUCAUGCAGUAUUUGGUCGACUUCGUAGAUUGGGGUUAAUGCUUCUCAAUUUUUUGGGAAUCAAACAAAUUUAUGAUUUGAAGUUGACCCAUCUCUAUGCCCUUGAGAUCCUUCGCUGUAUGGGUAACCAUGUUUCAACUUUUAAAGUCGAAGCUGUCAAAAAUUGCUCAGUGAAUGACGCGAUGUUUGAAGCCGCCAAGCUCGGCAUAGUUGAAUUCGUCAUUGAGCUAUUGAGAGUCACCCAACCAAUCAUUUACCGGAGAAGAGAGGAUAGAAGAGACGUUUUCAUGAUUGCAAUCCAACACCGUCAAGAAAGCAUUUUCAACCUCCUAUAUGGCACUCAUGAGGCCUGGAAAGGCCGAAUUAUUAAUUGGAAAGAUAAAAAAGGGAACAGUCUGUUACAUGUGGCAGGGGAGAAAGAUCCUAACUUUCAACAUGCUCGAAUCUCUAAUUCAGCGUUCCAGAUGCAAAGAGAAUUACAAUGGUUUAAGGAGGUGGAAAGAGUUGUUCCAGAAUGGUGCAAAGAAUGUAAAAAUCAAGAAGGUAAAACUCCUUAUGAAGUAUUUACAGAGAGCCACAAGGAAUUAGUGAAAGAGGGGGCCGAAUGGAUGAAGAAAACAUCAGAAUCUUUUACUUUUGUCGGUGCUCUCAUCGUUACGAUCUUGUUUGCUGCAGCUUUUACUCUUCCAGGAGGCAACGAUCAGAAUACCGGGUUUCCCAUGUUUUUACGAAAAAGAUCGUUUAUGAUAUUUAUAAUAUCUGAUGCAGUUUCCUUCUUCGCUGCAUCAACUUCAGUUCUAAUGUUUUUGGGAAUCCUCACAUCGCGCUCCGCCCAAGAAGAUUUUCUUGAGUCCUUACCCAGGAAGUUGAUCAUUGGCCUCUCCACUCUUUUUAUUUCUAUUGCAGCAAUGAUGGUUAGCUUUUCAGCUGCUCUUUUGAUUACACUUCAAGAUCAAUGGUGGGCAAUCAUUCCCAUAAUUAUGAUGGCUAGCAUUCCAGUUACACUUUUUGUAUGGUUGCAGUUUCCCCUCCUCGUUGAAAUUUUUGUCUCGACAUAUGCUCCACGAAUUUUUAACAGAAAAAUGAAGCCUUGGCUAUAGUGGAGAGCAGGUUGAUUGAUGUUUUUGGAACGUAAGUGAGCAGUUUUCCCUCCAAGUUGAAAUUCUUCAGCUUGUUCUUUGGUUAUGUUUGUUGGAACUCCCAAUUUCUCUGUUUUAUUUGGUUGGAUUAUCAGAUUUCAUGCUUUUGAUUAUGAGAGUGUGGUCGAUCUAUGUACCUUCCCUUUGUGUAAAAACAAUAUUAAUCAUACAUGUUUGGUUAUAUUUUCAGAUUUCUUGCUUUCUUACUUGUAAAUAAAUGAUUGAUGUCCUG